AUGUGCUCCUUCCCUCGACGCCUGCCUUCGGAAGCCUUCUGCCGCGCUGGGGCCGCAGACAGCGCAGGCGGCGCGCGCGCGGGAGUACGCGCGCGCGGCCUGCGGGGCCGGCUUACCACCGCGCGAGCCGGUCCGACCUCGGGCGGACUCUGGCCGGCGGGGCGGCGCGAGCCACGGCGGGCAUGGGAUCGCUCCCGGCAGAGGCGCAGGCUGUCAUUCCGCUGGAGCCCCUUGAAGAUGCGCAGU
This is a messenger RNA of Prorocentrum cordatum, 246 nucleotides long. The record is from the annotation of a GenBank genome assembly. Lineage: Eukaryota; Dinophyceae; Prorocentrales; Prorocentraceae.